Molecule: messenger RNA, 372 nt
Organism: Linnemannia hyalina
Lineage: Eukaryota; Fungi; Mortierellomycota; Mortierellomycetes; Mortierellales; Mortierellaceae
Source: the annotation of a GenBank genome assembly
AUGCAAGAACCUGCUACCCUAGAUCUACAACGGCUAAUCGACGACAUGGGCCUUGUCAACGAUGACAUCGUGAUUAAGCCAAGCGAGGAUCAUGACGAUGACGACAUCAGGACGGUCGCGCAAAGAAUGCUCGAGACUAUCAAGAAUACCAAGGUCAAGAUGGACGAGAUCGACAGGGACCCCUCAUUCUUUCCACCUCUCGUGCCUGUGGAACCUAAGAAGCCUCCUAAGCAGCCUCCGCUCAUGGCCAAUGUAUUUCCGACACAUCCCAAGCUAAUCCGCUGGUUUUUUGCAGACCGCCACAUGAUGAAGUUGGUGAACAACACAAGUUACGUAGACGACGAAGGACUAUUGUAUCAAGUCUUCUCUUAA